This is a messenger RNA of Exophiala dermatitidis NIH/UT8656, 1095 nucleotides long. RefSeq lists its product as uncharacterized. The record is from RefSeq and is a predicted model, not a curated record. The transcript has a single exon. Lineage: Eukaryota; Fungi; Ascomycota; Eurotiomycetes; Chaetothyriales; Herpotrichiellaceae. Bases 1 to 1095 code for a protein of 364 amino acids.
AUGCAAUUGUAUUUCAGUUCGGCAAAGCACACGGUCGUCCACGAUGAAUACCUUCUGAAGAUCCCAUGGAAAGAUGACGGUACUCCAUGUCUCGCUCUUGUUCUCUCACCGUGGUACACCCGGGGCUGGACGGCCGUGGAUUUGGCGGCGUCUAACAGUGUUAAAGUAUUGUUCGGAAACCCAGAUGAUAAAAAAGGUCCGCCUGUCAUCAAGGAUCUGGAAACAGAAGUUCUUGCCACCCUUCCCCGCUGCAGCUUGGGGCAUUUCACGGCUUCCUUCAUCAUCCGGGACCUUUGGGGCAUAAUCAAAGACCAUCGCAAGCUCUCGAAUCUGGUGCGAACCUUGGGGACACGGAGCAAUUCUUGGUCAAGGGAUCGCGUCUUAGUCGCCGCGCACUUGGCCGGGAUCACGCCCGACGUGGAUGCAGCAGACAUGCAAACACGAGUGCUGAGACAGAUCAUAUGCUCCUAUGGAGAGAUUGAUUCAUCUAUUCUGCUUCAUGGAAGCCCAACAAUAGAAGAAGAUGGCCCCCUUUCGUGGUGUCCAACGAACCUCCUCGGCGUAAGGCCCAUGAGCCUCUCAAGGGGCUUCGUCAUCGGUGGCUCAGAGUUAUCAAUGAAUAUCGAUCAGCACACCGGGGCGCUUUGGGGGAUGUUUUAUGCUUGCGACGCUACACGAUCCAACCGAGACACACUGGUCUUUAUAUCGAUGCAUCCGUCCGUCCAUCGGAGGAUGAAGUCUGCUUUCCUCCGCGCUCGGAACCUUUUGCUCCUUUCGGGCGACAGCUUUAAACACUGCCUGAUAGUGCGCGCCAUGGGACUUCGGAAAGGACCACCAGUGCGUAUUGAGUGUGAUUGGGUUGGAGCAGCCCUGUGCGACGGUUCAGUUAACUUUGGAUCCAGCAGUUACCCUGAAAGUGUUCUUGUCUACAUUGGCUCCCAGAUCUCUGCCGCCAAUGCCGUCCACACUGCGAAGGAACUGCUGGAACAGUACUUCCACGAAAAGAAGGCCCUAGCAGCCAGGAAUUGGGAAGCGAUUUUGGAAAAGCUUGAAAGAAACCGAAAGAUACGUGCAAAGGGGUCUGCACGUAGCUAG